Molecule: messenger RNA, 1274 nt
Organism: Fusarium verticillioides 7600
Lineage: Eukaryota; Fungi; Ascomycota; Sordariomycetes; Hypocreales; Nectriaceae
Exons: 3
Coding region: 210-932 (240 amino acids)
Biological process (GO): sterol metabolic process
Cellular component (GO): endoplasmic reticulum; membrane
Molecular function (GO): cholestenol delta-isomerase activity
Source: RefSeq, a predicted model, not a curated record
GGUAACUUACUGAUACUCCACAGCUUGAAGCUAUCGCGUAAAGCUACCACCGAAAACGAGCCGCAAUCGCGUCUCAUUUCCGACACGCUCCUCUCCGGAAGCUCAGAUUUCCUCGACAACAACACCAUUGCAACUGUAACUCAAUAACUGGACUUUUUACUCUUCAAUCUAAUUCCAUCACAAGAGAUUUAUUACUGGGGUUCGACGCAAUGGCCACAGAACCCUCAUCGUCCCUCCGGCCCGACCUUUUCGACCAAACAACAAUCAUCUCCCUCCUCUCUACGCUCGCAAUCGUCUUCGUCGCCUAUGCUGCCUCUUUGCGUUUCUUACCAUCCUCUUCCUCGGGGGUUCUCCGGUUUCUCUUCAUAUGGCAUCUCGCCGAUGCCCUGUGUCAUUUUCUCCUCGAAGGCAGCUUUUUGUACCACUGCUUCUUCUCGCACCAACCCCUUGCCGAUGAUGUGAAGACGGACCUGUUCCCAACACCUCCUGGAUUCCUAGGUUAUAGCGAUCGAGUAUAUGGUGCGCAGUCAGGUGGAGACAACCCGUUUGCCCAGCUAUGGAUGGUAUAUGCGAGGGCUGACAAGAGAUGGGCUGGUGUCGACUUGGGGGUUGUAAGUCUGGAGUUGUUGACUGUGUUCUUUGAUGGGCCUUUAGCUGUUUAUGUGUGCUACUGCCUCGCUAAGAAGGAUCCCAAGGUCAGCAUCUGGAUGAUUGUCCUGGCUACUUGUGAGCUGUACGGUGGAUUCAUGACUUUCUGUCCUGAAUGGCUCAUUGGAAGUGCUAAUCUCGACACGAGCAACUUCAUGUACCUUUGGGUUUACUUGUUCUUCUUCAACACUCUCUGGGUCUGGAUCCCACUUUGGAUUAUUUGGUAUUCAGUCAAGGACAUCUCAAAUGCCUUGAAUCUGCGCCAAGGUAAGAAGACUCUCUAGACGACACCAGGAGAUCACAAGCCAUGAAGUCAUUUUAUAGUAUAUAUGUAGUGUUUAUUGUUGAACUGCAGUUGUUAGGGUGCAGAACGCAAAGCCCAGCUGGGGCAUUGAGAUAAUGGAUGCUGGCACACGGCAGUCAUGCAGAGCAUCUUCUGAGGAGUUUCUUUUCUUUCAAGCCUAGAUACCCGAAGCUUAGAUCUAGAUCUUAUCAUAUCUCUUGAAGGUUAGGAUCAUAUCGUCACAAGAACCGACAAGCUUACGGUCAGGCCAUCUAUUGGUGAUGUAUCUCAUUGAACUCGUUACUAUAUAGAUUUACUGGUAGCCAAGCCCCUGCGUCACGUC